AUGGCGUCAAAUCAAUUCACCGUCGCUUCUCCGCCGUCCGAUGCCAUCUCCGCCCUCAAGUUCUCGCCAGAUCCGGAGUCUACACAAUUCGUCGUGUCGUCGUGGGAUAAGAAUGUCUAUUUGUAUGACCUGCGCGAUGAGAACGGGAAUGUAGGAGAGGGGAAGUUGUUGCAGAGGUUUGAGCAUCGCGCGCCGGUGCUGGAUGUUUGUUAUGGCGCGAAUGACAAUGAGGUUUAUACGGCUGGGUUGGAUUGGGAUGUUAGGAGAAUAAACCUAGCAACAUCCGAACAAACCGUCCUCAGCAGCCACGACGCCGGUGUCCGCAACGUCGUCUACAGCAAAGAACAUUCAUUAGUCGUCUCUGCCUCCUGGGACUCAACAUUACACGUGCAUCGCGUCGAUACAACGGCAGACAUCCCCUCUGCCACCGUACCCCUCCCUUCCAAACCCUUCUCCAUUUCCCUCACAGCCACUAAGCUCGUCGUCGCCAUGGCCUCGCGCUCCCUCCAUAUCUACGACCUCAAGGCAUUGGCCCUUCUCACCGAGGAAUCCGGCGAGGUAAUCAAUAACAAGAUUGAGGUCGAGCCGUGGCAGCGCCGGGAAAGCAGUCUGAAGUUUAUGACGCGCUGUGUCGCCUGCAUGCCGAAUGACGAUGGAUACGCCUCGUCUAGUAUCGAGGGCCGUGUUGCGGUGGAAUGGUUCGACCCGUCGCCUGAGUCACAGGCCCGCAAGUAUGCGUUCAAGUGUCAUCGACAGGCUGCGGAGGAUGUUGAUGUUGUAUACCCCGUGAAUGCAUUGGCGUUCCAUCCGGUUUACGGGACUUUUGCGUCUGGUGGUGGGGACGGUGUUGUUGCGCUGUGGGACGGAAUCGCGAAGCGGAGGAUCAGGCAGUACCAGAAGUAUCCGUCGAGUGUUGCGGCUGUGGGUUUCAGUGGGAACGGGAAGUACCUGGCUAUCGCGGUUAGUCCGAAUUUCGAAGAUGGGAAGGAUGAUCUCGCAGAGGGGUCUGUGAACAUCCAUGUGCGGGAGUUGGGAGAGACAGAAGCAAAGGGGAAGGGUGCCAAAUAA
This is a messenger RNA of Aspergillus glaucus CBS 516.65, 1068 nucleotides long. Its product is annotated as WD40 repeat domain-containing protein. Gene Ontology annotation, molecular function: ubiquitin binding. The coding region runs from base 1 to 1068 and encodes 355 amino acids. Lineage: Eukaryota; Fungi; Ascomycota; Eurotiomycetes; Eurotiales; Aspergillaceae. Gene Ontology annotation, cellular component: kinetochore; bub1-bub3 complex; mitotic checkpoint complex. The transcript has 3 exons. Gene Ontology annotation, biological process: mitotic spindle assembly checkpoint signaling. The record is from RefSeq and is a predicted model, not a curated record.